Klebsormidium nitens is the source of this 2162-nucleotide messenger RNA. Lineage: Eukaryota; Viridiplantae; Streptophyta; Klebsormidiophyceae; Klebsormidiales; Klebsormidiaceae. The record is from the annotation of a GenBank genome assembly.
GCAUUGAAGUAUCUAUUGCAAGCGUUGCACUGGCAUUGGCAAUGGCAGGCUACAAAGGUGCGUUGUUCAAUGCACUUCCUUGGCAGAAUGGUUGCCUCGUGGCGAGCUCCCUUCUCGUGAUCAUUUUCAGGAUUUCCAUCUCACCAAUGAAUGAUGGAAAGUUGGGCCCCUUGAGAAGCUAUAUGACUCCAUGCCUUUCUAUCCAAUAGUACGGAACGAAUUUACAUCCCCAUGUGGGUUUGCAAAGACCUUAGUAAUCUUGUUUGCAAGCAGGCUAGAGCCUGACCCCCAUCGAGCCUGGCAGAUCAUUUCCUGUACAUAAUGCCACAACUCCUGGAAGUUUCUGCUGAGGAUCGCACUGCCCAGAUUGAGGAGCUGGAGGUUUUGCAGUCUAUCUAUGGGGAGCAGUGCAGCGUUGCGACAGCGGGCGACAGCUGUGAGAUCCGCAUAAAUCCUCUGGAGGCCUCCGACGCCAGCCUGCUCCUACAAGUCCACCUGCCAGAGGACUACCCCUCUUGCAGCCCCCCCGUCGCGGAGCUCGAGGCGCCGUGGCUCACGCCAGAAACGAGGGAGCGCGUGUGGCAGGGGAUGGCUGCGGUGUAUUCAGAAGACCCAGGAGAACCAGUGCUGUUCAGAUGGACAGAGUGGAUCAAGGAACAGGACUCCCUCUGGGAGGCUGCCGACAGCUGGCACAAACAGCGGCGCAACGAGGCGCGGGACAUUUCCGACCGGGAGCUCGCGCGGGGCCUCGAGGAAGAGAGUCUACGGCAGGAGAUUGGCAACCGCGCGCGCCAGCUGGCAACUAGAACGGAGGCAGAGGAAGCCGCGGGGCGGGAGAUGGAAACGAAGCUGGGGAUCGUACACGGGUCACCGUUUGUGGACAGGAAAAGCACAUUUCAGGCGCACCUGGCGGAGGUUCACUCCUCAGAGGACGUCGAGCGGGCAAUGCAGGCGCUGCUGGCGAACCGCAAGAUCGCCGGCGCGACGCACAACAUCAUGGCGUUCCGGAUACACCAGGACCAAAGCUCCAGCUUUCUGCAAGACUGUGACGACGACGGAGAGGCGGCCGCGGGGGGCCGGCUGCUGCACCUGCUCCAGAUCGUCGACGCUCGCAACGUGAUGGUUGUCGUCUCACGGUGGUUCGGAGGGACGCUCCUGGGCCCUGACCGAUUCAAGCACAUCAACAACGUCGCGCGGGCCAUCCUAGAGGAGUGCGGGCACAUCAAGGGGAAGGGAGACAACCCGAAGAGCACAAAGGGCAAGAAGCGGUGACCAUCUGCUGCGCCGCUUAUGCAACUGUCAGCAAUGGUGGACUCGGAAGCCACCAUAUCCACCCCCCUCACAGUUUAUACGGCUCCCUUCAGCACCAUAACUGCGGCACCUCGCCGAUCGUGCGGGAGGACCACACCACAUGUGGGCGCGUCUGUUAUCCGGGAGCCCUGCCAGUGUCCAAAACGACGUCGACGGCAGACGUAAGACUGAUGCGGCUAAUUUCGGACGUUCUUAGUUUCGGACGGGCAAACCCGAAAUUUUCUUUCAGACUCAGCUAACCCAGUCUGCGGCUGCUCGAGCGCGUCGAUUCCGACGUCGCAUUUCAAGUACCAUCAGAAGACAAGCCGCGCGCAACACAUUUUACAUACGCGCUUAUGCGGCCUGCGGCCGCAGACUGGAUCAGACAGUCCGAGAUUAAGUUACGAGUUUGCCCUUCAAACUCGAAAACAUCCGAAGUCAGCCGCACCAGUCUUAAGGACGUUCCGCUUCCGGAUGCAGAACGAAAGGCUCGUGUCCGAAUCCUCAGAUCGAGGAUCUCGCCAUUAAGUGUGCAAGAAUGUAAGGACUAGUGGUGCUGCCCACGUGGGAGCAAGAUUUUCGAGUUCGGGGGCGGUUCUAGUCCCGAAGCCACCGGUCCUGACAAGCGACCGAUCGCCGGCUGACCGGCGUGCAAGUAUGGAACUGAUAGUGUGAAAUUUGAAAUUUUGGUGAUCAAGUCAUGAAGUUCAUUCUCGUCAUAAGGUGGCAGAGGGGGUCUCGAAGAAGAGCGGACCUGAUUGAGAUACGACAAUGGUUAAGGGAAGAAAAUGACUCAGAGAUAAGUAGCUUAAAAAUGUUGAUGAAAGCUUUGUAAGCCAAAGUGGAUUUUGCGCAAAAGGCUUUCAAUCUUU